This is a messenger RNA of Menidia menidia (Atlantic silverside), 1872 nucleotides long. The record is from the annotation of a GenBank genome assembly. NCBI's taxonomy places the organism in Eukaryota, Metazoa, Chordata, Actinopteri, Atheriniformes, Atherinopsidae.
AUGCAGGCAGCUUCGUCGAAUUCCCGGAUGGAGAAGCGGCGCCAUCUUUACGCCCGUGCUACCGCCCAUAAUACUCCCUUUCUACCGAGACGCCACAAGUUUCACUACUUAAACACCAUGGCAGACAGGGAGAACUCUGUAUACCAGGCAAAACUCGCCGAACAAGCGGAGAGAUACGACGAAAUGGUGGAUUCGAUGAAGGUGGUGGCUAGCAUGGACGUAGAGCUGACGGUCGAGGAAAGGAAUCUGCUGUCUGUAGCAUAUAAAAAUGUGAUCGGAGCAAGAAGAGCCUCGUGGAGGAUAAUCAGCAGCCUAGAACAGAAAGAAGAAAACAAAGGUGGCGAGGACAAACUAAAGAUGAUCCGCGAGUACAGGAAAACGGUGGAGAAAGAGCUGAAAUCAAUUUGCAAUGACAUUCUGGAUGUACUGGACAAGCACCUCAUCCUAGCUGCAACCAUGGGAGAAUCUAAGGUUUUCUAUUACAAAAUGAAGGGAGAUUACCACAGGUAUCUGGCAGAGUUUGCCACAGGCAAUGACAGGAAGGAGGCAGCUGAGAACAGUUUGGUAGCUUACAAAGCUGCAAGUGACAUCGCCAUGAUUGAACUUCCUCCAACACAUCCUAUUCGUCUUGGAUUGGCCCUUAACUUUUCUGUUUUCUAUUAUGAAAUCCUCAACUCGCCAGACCGUGCUUGCAGGUUGGCAAAGGAAGCAUUUGACAAUGCCAUUGCAGAACUGGAUACGUUGAGUGAGGAAAGCUAUAAGGACUCAACACUUAUCAUGCAGUUGCUACGUGACAACUUGACACUAUGGACCUCAGAUGUGCAGGGUGACGGUGAAGAACAGAACAAAGAAGCACUGCAAGAUGCAGAGGAAGAAGCUCAGUGAGACUGAACAGCACAAGAUGAGCCCUCCUCUCGCUCCUUUCCCUCCUCUUAUUUUCCUGUUCGCAGCACUAGCUCCUGUCCCCUGCUGCACUUGCCUGCAAGGUUCAUUCUUCAGCCUACUCUUUCUCUACCGUUUCUUCCAUUUCUGCCUCAGCUUUUCUCUUCAUAUGCAUGUCACCUCUUUCCCUUGAGGGCUGACCUAGGUCCUUGUAUCCACUACCCAGGGAUUUCACCUUUUUCUGACCUGCUCUGCAAGCCUGUACCCUUUAAAGUUAAUGUCUUCUUUUACUAAUUUUACUUUGCUUUACUCUUCCGUAUCUGUUGCCAAGUAAGCUUGCCUCCAUUUGAAACACAGAUGCAAGAGUUUAUUAAAAUAUACUUUUUUUUUUUCUUCCUGUGUAUGUGUGCUUAUGAGCAGCAUCUUGUCCAUGCUGCCGAGUUCCAAACAAAUCUUUAAGGAAUAUAGUGGUGGUGGAUAGUUGAAAAGGGAUGUGGGGAAGCUUUUAGGAAGAACCUAGUGCCCACUUCACUGUGUGGUUAGCAUACUUUUCUUGCAGCACAUUAUGGUUUAAUUUUGUGACAAAAAUCUGAAUGUCCCCCUCUUUGUGCAUCACGGAACUCUACUCUCUCACAUUCAGACCAAGUAUUUUGCUGCAAGACUGUAGCGCUUUUGCAAAAGGCAGUUAGUUGGGUUAUGGCGUUUUAACAGACAAAAUGUGCGUCAGAGAGGAAUGCUCUGCACCCUUGAUUGUAAUGCAGUUUUGCUUUGGCACUAUGUAAACAAUAUGGUCUACUGUAUCUUUACUCCCCUGACUUUUUCAGGUUUCCCUUUCUCAUGUCUCUUUACUUUCAUUUCUUCUCUUCAGUAUGUGUAACGUGAAUCUGAUUUGUACUACUGGAUAUUCUCAUCGGAGCCACAAGUACCAUCUGUAUUCUUACAGAAACACAGCAUGGAAUUAACAUUAAAAAUCAAAUAGAAAAUGUUAAA